CGUCAUGUGUUUCUAAGGAAGGGCGCCAAACUUACUUACGAGGCUGACUGUUUUCUGAUAAUUAUAUAACUAUCUUCAAUUGUUACCACUUACUGAUUGUGUGAUUAUUGUUUGCGUCAGGUGCUACUAAGGAAGGGCGCCAAACUUACUUACGAGGCUGACUGUUUUCUGAUAAUUAUAUAACUAUCUUCAAUUGUUACCACUUACUGAUUGUGUGAUUAUUGUUCGUGUCACGUGCUACUAAGGAAGGGCACCAAAUUCAUUGAGGAGGUUGACAGUUUUUUUUCUGAUGAUUAUAUAACUAUCUUAAAUUGUUACCACUUACUGAUUGUGUGAUUGUUGUUCGCAUCAGGUGCUACUAAGGAAGGGCACCAAACUCACUUAGGAGAGGAUGACAGCCACAGGAGGUCCUGAAGAGGUGGACAGUCCCCUCAAUGCCUUUCCAGGGGAUGCUAAGGAGGAGGCAGAGGGGGUCGUGGCUGCACCCUCCCCUGACAGCACACCAGAGGAGGGAGAGGCUGGCAGGAACAGUGAUGGAGAGGUGAAGGAGAAGAAGGCAGGGGAUGAUGAGGAAACAGAGAAGAGUGUGGAGGUGGUGACAGUGGCAGGGGUGGAGGUGAAGGAGGCAGAGGAGGAGGAGGAGGAGCGGUGGUGGUGCUGCCGUUGCUGCAAUGAGAGGCUGCAGGUCUACGCCUCGCACUUCCUCUCCUCCUGGGGAGACCGCAUGUGGAUGUUCGCCGGUGGAAUCUUCCUUUUGGAGGUCACCCCGGGGUCACUCCGACUUGCGGCCAUUUAUGGGGCAGCGUUGGCCCUCACCGUCAUCAUCCUCGGUGCCCCCGUUGGCCGCUGGGUGGACCGGACAUCUCGGUUAAAGGCAGCCCAGCUUAGUCUCAGUGUACAGAACCUGAUGGUGUGUGUGUGUGCGGCGCUGCUGGUCUUCAUCACGUCACGACCGGACUACUUUACAGCAUGGGACGGGUGGGCCUUGGUGCUGGCCGAGGCUGGGGUGAUUUUAACAGCCUCUGUAGCUCAGAUAGGCACGCUGGGCUCCAAGCUGGCCAUUGAGAAAGACUGGAUCCUCGUCAUCUGUGGCCAGGACAAGACACAGCUGGCAAAAAUGAACAGUGUGCUGAGGACCGUUGACCUCAGCACGGAAGUCUUGGCACCAGUUAUCGUUGGUGCCGUGAUGACCUCUGCGGGCCUGGCGGUGGGCGGGCUGGUCAUCGCCGGGUGGAACGUCGGGUCCCUGGUGGUGGAGUAUGGCUUGCUGCACCACCUCUUCCACUCCAACCCAGACCUGCGGAAGUCCAAGGGAGAGGACAGCCAAAAAACAGAAGACAAUAGAGAAGAAAAUAAAAGAAAAGGAGAAAGAGGAGAGAGCGAACAAGGAACCCUAGAGGAACUACCCGACGUGGAGGCCGAGCGGCAGCAGCGGCGGCAGCGACAGGGCAUGAGCAGGGCGGUGGAGCGGCUGACGGUGGCUUGGGGUGCCUGGAGGGCCUACAUGCAGCACCCAGUGAGGAAUGCCGGCCUGGGUCUGGCACUGCUCUUCAUGACUGUUCUGGCUUUCGAUAACUACUCCCGAGCCUUCGUAUAUGAUUCUGGCGUGUCGGAGACGGUGCUGGGUCUGCUGACAGCUGUGGCUUCGCUGUUUGGCAUCUUUGGUUCACUUGCCUUCCCGGUGCUGAGGAAAAAGUUUGGUGUCGUGAAAACAGGCCUGGUGGGGUUCACAUGCGAGACUCUGUGCCUGACCCUAUGUGUGGCUUCCGUCUUUGCCCCGGGGAGCCCCUUCGACGCGGCAGCACUCCUAGGCCGCAGGGACACUAUAGAGGGGGAACGAACUAUACCCACCACCACUACCACCAUCCCAUUCAACAUCACCACACCCGCACCACAAGUACCGCCCGCAGCUCCUGAGUAUGCGAUUGGUAAUGGUUCGUCGUUGUCUGGGAAUGUGCGGAACUUGGUGGUGGACUUCAACUUGACCCUACAGGAGCGUGGAGAGGUGGAGGAGCUGCCCUUGGAGUAUGGGGUGGAGGAGGAGGUGGAGCAGGACUUCACUUUUGUCAUCCUACUUCUGACGGGGAUCAUAACCUCAAGAUUUGGACUCUGGUUGGCAGACUUGACGGUGACACAGAUCCUGCAGGAGAGGGUGGAGGAGGGACAGCGGGGGGCCAUCAACGGGGUGCAGUCCUCGCUCAACCAGACCCUCGACCUCCUCCGUUCCAUCCUCCUGAUCAUCCUGCCGCGGAGGGAGACAUUUGGCUUCCUCAUCCUCCUCUCCUUCCUCUUUGUUUCCUUGGGGUUUGCAAUGUUUGCCACCUAUGCACGGAGUUACCUGGCAUCUACAGAGAAACCGUUGGCCAGUCCUGAAGACCAGCAACUGAAGCCUGUGACUGUGUGAGGACCUGGAGAGUGUGGGCAGCUUGUCUCCUUCACCCAAGCCAUCCCAGUACCUUAGAAAACACAGUAAGGUGGUAAAGUGACUCGAGUAGUGCCAGUAUUGUGUGGAGUCCUUGAAUAACAGUUUGAUUUAUAUGAGGGUUAAAGGGACCAAGUAAAUAAUGUGCUUAGUUUAUAAUGAGUGUUUGACCAUUGUUUGUGUAUGUGACCAUUGUUCAUUAGUCAUAGAGUGUAAGAGAACUGUUUGAUAUGAGUGUGUGAAGUGAAAACUGAAUACCUUUUGUAAUGUGUGUGAAUGUGUUUGUAGGGAGGCUCACUGGUUUGUCUGCAGGCUUCAAGUUAGCUCUCACAUCAGACAGAAAAUUGUUACGGAAAAAAAGGUGAGGCGUGAAAAUGAAUUGCUGUUAAAAGGGAGAUUGAUUGAUUCUCUUUUAUGACAAUAGUUAAUUUUAUACUUCAUCACAUUUUUUUUUUAACUAAUAUAAAUUUAGCUGAGAUGGUCUACACAAAUUGGCAAGUAGACCCUAAGUAUAUUUGUGUGUGUAUGUAUGUAUGUAUGUAUGAAUAUAUGUAUGUAUGUGCUGUUGGUGCAAUUUCUAAUCAUGGUUGCUCAAGGUCUAUUCAUAGCAGUGAGAUUACAUGAUGUCAGGGAUAGUAUGUGUACAAUAACCUUGUUUUUUAUAAUUCUUUACAUCAUACUUAUAUUUUACACUGAAUUUUGCCAUCCAUACAUAUCAUGAGAAUGUAUUCAUGUGUGGUAACUUUUAUUUUUUGUCAUUCAUAUUCAGUUUUAUCAUAAAGAUUCAUAAGUACAUGAAUUAAAUAUAUGUGCAAGGACAAUAUAAACUUUUUCUGUGUUCAUAUAUAUACUCAUAAAUGAAUAUGUGUAUAGUGAUGCUUUAAAAUAUUUUCCUGUCUAUUUUUAUAAGCGCAAAUCAUGCAGGCAAUUAUAGGGAGAGAAUAAUAACGUGCAAUAACAAACCCUUGAAGUGCUUACCAGAGAAUCGUUAGAAGCCACCUUGUGUCCUCGUGCAACCCAGGUAUUUAUUCUAUCCAGUCCAGUCCAGUAGUAGGCGUGGGAUUGCCUUUGUAACUUAUUGUACUUAUUCUUGGCUGCCGUUGUUGAGUCUUUUAGUUUUGGUGAACUUUCUUUUUUCGUCUGAUGAUUUUAUAUUCAUUGCUGUGUGUUACAACUGAUACAAAAAAUACCAGUGCGUAAUAAUAUUCACUCAAAUACUAAUGAAGACUUAUUCUUGACUGGCAUUGUUGAGUCUUUUAGUAUUGGUGAACUUUCUUUUUCUUCUGAUAGUUUUAUAUUCAUUGCUGUGUGUUACAACGGAUACAGAAAAUACCAUUGUGCAAUAAUAUUCACUCCUAUACUACUGAAGAACACUUUUAUCAAUGUUUGGGUCUUAGAAAAUGUUAUAUUUCAGGUUAUAGCUUACUUACCAUUGAUAUCUGAGUGCCAUACCCCACCUAUAAUUCCUAAAAUUGGUCAGUAUGUAAGUCAUUGAUUUUGUACAUCAUUUUUUUUUUUGGCCAGUGUACUAUUAUAGUUGUUCAACAUUAAUAUAUGGACCAUUAUCAACUUG
Eriocheir sinensis (Chinese mitten crab) is the source of this 3995-nucleotide messenger RNA. Its product is annotated as solute carrier family 40 member 1-like. Gene Ontology annotation, cellular component: membrane. Lineage: Eukaryota; Metazoa; Arthropoda; Malacostraca; Decapoda; Varunidae. Gene Ontology annotation, biological process: iron ion transmembrane transport. The transcript is spliced from 11 exons. The coding region runs from base 392 to 2404 and encodes 670 amino acids. Gene Ontology annotation, molecular function: iron ion transmembrane transporter activity. The record is from RefSeq and is a predicted model, not a curated record.